Lipotes vexillifer (Yangtze River dolphin) is the source of this 2046-nucleotide messenger RNA. RefSeq names its product glutamic-oxaloacetic transaminase 1 (gene GOT1). Lineage: Eukaryota; Metazoa; Chordata; Mammalia; Artiodactyla; Lipotidae. Bases 119 to 1360 code for a protein of 413 amino acids. Gene Ontology annotation, cellular component: cytosol. Gene Ontology annotation, molecular function: L-aspartate:2-oxoglutarate transaminase activity; pyridoxal phosphate binding. Gene Ontology annotation, biological process: L-aspartate biosynthetic process. The record is from RefSeq and is a predicted model, not a curated record. The transcript has 9 exons.
GGGCCCGCCCCUGCCGGCUAGGUGAAGGUGAGAGUCUCCUCCAGUCGCCGCGGUUGGACCGGACCGAGCGGCUUCAAGCGCAGAGUGGAAGCUUUCGGCCGACUCCAGCUUUCUAGCUAUGGCGCCUCCAUCAAUCUUUGCCGAGGUUCCUCAGGCCCAGCCGGUCCUUGUCUUUAAGCUCACUGCUGACUUCCGGGAGGAUCCGGACCCUCGCAAGGUCAACCUGGGAGUGGGAGCUUAUCGCACGGAUGAUAGCCAGCCCUGGGUUUUGCCAGUCGUGAGGAAGGUGGAGCAGAGGAUUGCUAAUGAUAGCAGCGUAAACCACGAGUACCUGCCCAUCCUGGGCCUGGCAGAGUUCCGGACCCAUGCUUCCCGCUUGGCCCUUGGGGAUGACAGCCCAGCUCUGCAGGAGAAGCGGGUAGGAGGUGUGCAGUGUUUGGGGGGAACAGGUGCACUUCGAAUUGGAGCUGAGUUCUUAGCGCGAUGGUACAAUGGAACAAACAACAAGGACACACCCGUCUAUGUAUCCUCACCAACCUGGGAGAAUCAUAAUGGUGUCUUCAUUGCCGCUGGAUUUAAAGAAAUUCGGUCUUAUCACUAUUGGGAUGCAGCGAAGAGAGGACUAGACCUCCAGGGUUUUCUGAAUGAUCUGGAGAAAGCUCCCGAGUUCUCCAUCUUUGUCCUCCACGCCUGUGCACACAACCCGACUGGAACUGACCCAACUCCAGAGCAGUGGAAGCAGAUUGCCUCUGUCAUGAAGCGCCGGUUUCUGUUCCCCUUCUUUGACUCAGCCUAUCAGGGCUUCGCAUCUGGCAACCUGGAAAAAGACGCCUGGGCCAUUCGCUAUUUUGUGUCUGAAGGGUUCGAGCUCUUCUGUGCCCAGUCCUUCUCCAAGAACUUCGGGCUCUACAAUGAGCGAGUGGGGAAUCUGACCGUGGUUGCGAAAGAACCUGAUAGCAUCCUCCGGGUCCUUUCCCAGAUGGAGAAGAUAGUGCGAAUUACGUGGUCCAAUCCCCCUGCUCAGGGAGCACGAAUCGUGGCCCAUACCCUCUCUGACCCUGAGCUUUUUAAUGAAUGGACAGGUAAUGUGAAGACAAUGGCUGACCGCAUUCUGACCAUGAGAUCUGAGCUCAGGGCACGAUUAGAAGCCCUCAAGACCCCUGGAACCUGGAACCAUAUCACGGAGCAGAUUGGAAUGUUCAGUUUCACCGGGUUGAACUCCAAGCAGGUUGAGUAUCUGGUCAAUGAAAAGCACAUCUAUCUGCUGCCAAGUGGUCGGAUCAACAUGUGUGGCUUAACCACCAAAAACCUAGAUUAUGUGGCCAGCUCCAUCCAUGAAGCAGUCACCAAAAUCCAGUGAAGAAACACCACCCAAACAAGCACCACCAAAGCGGUCCUCUGUCUCGUGUAUUCCCUGCCUGCAAAAACCUGGUUGUAUACAUCACAACUAGAUUAGAGACUACUGAGGGACAGAAAAGCUGUUCUGGUGAGGUGGUUUCUGUUUAAGCUGGCCCCACGGGAAGAGAACAUCUCUUGAAAGGAAAUGGGGAUCUGGGAUUAGAGCCCGUUUGGAGGCCAGAGCAAAUUAAGGCUUUUAUUUGAGAAUAAUAAAAAGGUACUUUGAUGAUGAAAUGUAGAUGUCUUGCCCCCUCGCUGGAAGCAGGAGGAUUGCCCAUGUCACUCGUGUGCUCCUGUGUGUUGCUUUACUCUGUACAAAUUCGAGUCCCAAAGAUCAAGUUGUCUGAAGAGCCAAGUGUGAUUGUGGGUGUCAGCUAUGUCAUUAAAACUCGUCAUCUCGAUCCAGAGUGUCUGUCUCCCUGCUCUUUCUGCAUGGUUGUGUCCCUGUCCCUAAGCUUGAGUUCUUUAGAGUGUCCAAGGUAAGAAAUAUAUUUAUAUCUCACCCACACAUUUAACUGACAUGAAAGUUUCACAAAACAAUAUUUACCCUUGCUAUGUGUAAUGCAUUCUGAUAUUUUCUAUUCUAUUCUAUUCUAUUCUAUUCUAUUCUAUUCUAUUUCACUAAAGUAAUAAAGUGAAAGUGCUGAU